UUUACUUAAGUACCUCGGCAUUACCAUAGGCGAAUGUAAAAAAUAUAAGGACUCCCUCUGUCAUGACAACGUAGAAUCAUAAAUCAUCUGAUAGAAACCAUGUGCACUUGUAAUUCAUGGGAAUAAAGGCAUUUGUGUUAUAAUCACACUGAAGACUAUGUUUAAUUUCAUUUCUCAAUGCUGUUGUAAUAUAUGAUUUUAGUUUGAUGUAGCCUUCAUGUUAUACCAUUUUUACUUCCGGAACGCUUGCGAAAACGAAACUGCAUUACAAAAUCAACAUUAAAAUUUUAAAAACUAAGUUUUGUUAGAUAAGGUCUAAAAUGAUCGACCCUGAAGGAACCAAAACAAUUGAAGGAGGAGAUGGUGGUGGAAUUGAGCCCACAGCCAGUGAGGUUGCUCGUGAUUUGCAGAUAGUUGAAGAAAGCAUAAAGGAUGAGAAGGUAAAAAAAGACUUACAAGACAUAAUUUCAAAAAUAUCUCGUGGAUCAGUUCAGGAGAGAAGCCAUCAUAUUUUGACUGAGAAUUUAAAAAGUUUUGCUACUAACCUUGGAUCAAGUGUGCACUUUUCGUUAGGUCAGACCAAGCAGAUCAUUAAAACUAUUAUUGUGCUGUGGAAAACGCCUUCUAUAGCAAAACAUGUGAUGAAGAAGGUUUACAAUGAGGAUAUUGGUGAUGCAACAGACGUUCCCAAUGAUGUUAAAAACAUGGAUGAAAAGGCCAUUGAGAUUUAUUCGAAAGCUCUUAAAGAUGGGGUAGAGGAAAUAAAGAAUAUUCGACUGAUGGUUUUGGGCAUGUUUGGUGUCGGAAAAACUUCUCUUGUUAACAAUAUGAUUAAGGACUUUAGAGACAAAAACAUAGUACCGCAAAGCACCGAAGGCAUUGACUUGCACAGAUGCCAGCUUAUGGAAAAUGGCGAUUGGUGCUUAGAUGACGAACAUAAAUUGACUAAAUACCAAUCUAGAUUUAAAAAGGGAUACAGUGAAAUAACAAUUCCGCCAUUGUCAAAUAUGAGUGUUCGCGAUGACUCUGAUAUAAAGCUUAUGAAAGAUAAUCAUGUUGCUAGCAACAUUCCUGUAACUCAAAGUGAUACACGAUCAUUGGAAACGAUUGCGAAAAGUGUUAAAGAACACAUUGAACAGGAAAUUGUACGAACCGUAUUACCAAUUGUUGAGGUACAAACGAUUAGACAACAAGACAUAAAACAAGUUUCUUUAAAAUCAAAGACAAAUACAACUGUUUCUGUUUGGGAUUUUGCAGGUCAAACACUCUACUAUUCUACUCAUCAGUUUUUCUUAAAUAAAAGGUCUAUAUAUUUAGUUUUGAUGGAUAUGACAAAAGGUUUAGAUGAUCCUGUAAAGGAAGACGAUGAGGCAAGUGGAAUCUGGUGUGGUUUGAUGAAGGAUUGCAAAUAUUUAGAGGUCUUUAAAUUUUGGCUUAAUGCAAUCCACAUGUAUAGCGGCCACCAGUCAUCCACUGAAAAAAUGAAGCCAAGUAUAAUUUUAGUUGGCACUCGCAAAGAUGAAAUGACGGGAAACAACGAUGAAAAAGAAAUGAAAAGUGAUAAGUAUUUUCAGGAGGCACUGCGGAGGGCUUUUGGUGAGGGUUCGCCAAUAUUACAGCAUAUUCAUAAACGGAAAUUCUUGGUGGAUAAUUUGUCUAAGGGAGAUCCAGUUUUUAAUCAGUUACGAAUGGAGAUUCUUGGCUUAGCUCAGAAGCAAGACUAUUGGGGUGAAAAAAGUCCCCUGCGAUGGAUUCCAUUAGAAAAAAAAUUGGAUGCAUUGAGAGAUGAACAAAAACAGCUUCUGAAAAUGGAAGACAUAGAACAAGCAAAUGAAUCAAAUGCACACCCACUGGCUGUGGAUGAACUAAAAUUGUUUUUGGAGAUUCAGCACAAACAUGGGAACAUACUAUAUUUCAACACAGAUACACUCAAAAAUCUGAUUGUUCUUGCUCCGCAGUGGAUCAUUCAAGCGUUCAAGCGCUUUAUAACGCAUAUAAUGCAUACAAACCCAUUGAAUUUGGAUGCAUGGAAUGAUUAUAUGGAUCUUGCUAUUCUUAAACAUGAGGUUUUCACUGAAAUAAUGGACAGCAGUGAAAAAACUAUAAGUGACAACAGAGAUGAUGUAAUUAAGUAUAUGGAACAUCUUGAUGUGAUGGCAAAGCCACUGAAAUUAGAGGAAGUCAAAGAAGCCGAAUGUACGGCUGCCGAUCACCAAACAGAAGAAGAUAAAACGGAACCAGUUGUGCAUGGACAUACCAAAUAUCUUGACUUCCAUAUUGUUCCUUGUCGACUAAAGAAACCACCACCUCCCAUAUCCAAAUUCACUUCACGCCCCGAACCCUUCAGAAACACACAAGUCUUAUGCUUUGUUUUUUGUGAAAAAUUUAUGCCUCCGUCGUUCUUCCACAGACUUGUUGCUGUGUGUAUUCGCACUUGGCCUAUCAGCAAAGCGGAAAACAAAAACCAGUUAUACAACGGGCUUGCUGUUUUUGUCCUUCGUCCCGCAUACACUUUGACAAUCUGGUACGAGGACCACAUCAUUUAUGCAAGAAUAUCGUCUUGUUCAAAGAAACACGUUUCAGACAUUGAUGUUACAUUAUGUCAAGACGUUCGGCACACUCUUCGGAUUAGUUUGCUUAACUUUAUAGGCCAAUCUGUAGAAAAUCCUAGGACUGCUACAGCAUUUGAGGAGUACAUUCAAUGUCCAUCCAUGCAAACGUUUUCACAUAAUAAAGGCAUACUUUGAGUGAAAGAGUUCAUGUAUGAAAAUGAGUUAAACUGCGAAUCAUGUGCUGAACUCCAUACAGUGGAACGAGCAGAGGCUUUACAAUAUUGGUUCAAAAACGAAUUAGAACAAGCAGACAAAAAUGAUGAUGCUUUAAAUAGACCAGCGCAAGACAGUGAUCUAUUGCACGUUGCUAAAUCCGUUGAUGAUGAAUUCUGGAUGCUGGGACGUGAACUUGGUUUUAAUGAUAAGCGAAUGAACGAGUUAUAUGCUGAAUGUGGACACGUUCAGUAUAGAUUCGUUAACAGGUAUUUGUCAGAAUGGAGGGAAAGCUAUCGAGGACAAGCAACUGUACAACGGCUUAAUAGAGCCAUUAAUGCUGCGCGAUUGUCCUGCUCUAAGAAGACCAAAAAAACUGUCCUCUUUUGAGUAUCUAUAGCUUUGUUAACAAUUCGGCGCAUAACUUUUGCAUUUUAAGUGUGUCGUAUUAUAUAUUGUAAUAAAUAGUGUGACAAAUUGAUAUAUUCUUUUGUUAAAGUUGUUAGAAGAAGAAAAAACAUUUGUUUUUUUUACGAAUGCAUUACACAUUUCUUCCUGAACAAUUACAAUGACAAUUAAAUUGCGUGUAUAAGUUUAUUUCGCAAAUCCAUAUUGUUUUUUAGCUCAUCUAUUUUUUGACAAAAAAAUGAGCUACAUGUAUUGUCAUCACCUUGGCGUCAUCGUCCGGUUUUGUGUUUAGGUCCACUUUUCUCAUAAAGUAUCAAAGCUAUUGCAUUCAAACUUGGUACACUUACUUACUAUCAUGAGGGGACCGGGCAGGCAAAGUUAGAUAACUCUGGCGUGCAUUUUGACAGAAUUAUGUGCCCUUUUUAUACUUAGAAAAUUGAAAAUUUGGUU
Dreissena polymorpha is the source of this 3623-nucleotide messenger RNA. RefSeq lists its product as uncharacterized. Lineage: Eukaryota; Metazoa; Mollusca; Bivalvia; Myida; Dreissenidae. Bases 321 to 2747 code for a protein of 808 amino acids. The transcript has 2 exons. The record is from RefSeq and is a predicted model, not a curated record.